AUGAAGCUGUUGCUGCUGCUGCUGUGUCUGGGCCUAACCCUGGUCUGUGGCCAUGAAGAAGAAGCUAGUUUCGAGAGAGGGAACGUCGAUGUGGACAAGCUCAAUGGGGAUUGGUUUUCUAUUGUCAUGGCCUCUGACAAAAGAGAAAAGAUAGAAGAGAAUGGCAGCAUGAGAGUUUUUGUGCAGCACAUCGAUGUCUUGGAGAAUUCCUUAGGCUUCAAGUUCCGUAUUAAGUAAGUGAGCUGUCUGCCCUUAGCUGAGGGAGAAGAAAUAAGAGCAAAUUCGUAAUUACCAAAGUAUCAGACAGAAACAAAAUAACCUUUAAAAAAAGCCAUUUUGCUAAUUUUGCAAAAAUAUUCAAAAGGUAAAUGGAAUCAGAAACUGGAGAUACCUAUAGAGUAGAGGGUGAAGAAGCCAGCCAGAUGAAAAAUCCCCUAAGCAUCAGCUUGCUCUGUUUUACAGGGUAAAUGGAAAGUGCAGGGAACUCUAUUUGGUUGCCUACAAAACGCCAAAGGAUGGCGAAUAUUU
Messenger RNA from Rattus norvegicus (Norway rat), 528 nucleotides. The record is from RefSeq and is a predicted model, not a curated record. NCBI's taxonomy places the organism in Eukaryota, Metazoa, Chordata, Mammalia, Rodentia, Muridae.